This is a messenger RNA of Cyclopterus lumpus (lumpfish), 3774 nucleotides long. Its product is annotated as zinc finger protein 37-like. The record is from RefSeq and is a predicted model, not a curated record. Gene Ontology annotation, biological process: central nervous system development; regulation of transcription by RNA polymerase II. Bases 632 to 2956 code for a protein of 774 amino acids. Gene Ontology annotation, cellular component: nucleus. Gene Ontology annotation, molecular function: DNA-binding transcription factor activity, RNA polymerase II-specific; RNA polymerase II cis-regulatory region sequence-specific DNA binding. NCBI's taxonomy places the organism in Eukaryota, Metazoa, Chordata, Actinopteri, Perciformes, Cyclopteridae. The transcript has 2 exons.
CAAUGUCUGUUUGAGUGAUGACGAUGAGAUUGUGUUCAGAGUCGAGCAGUCUGGAGUCCUUUUCCUGGGAAUGUCGCCACGGGACACCCAGUUUGUAAUACUGCCAAUGUAGAAAUCUAGCAAUACUUUUAUCAGCUAAAGUCUCAAUCAGUGUUGGGUUAAGAAAAGGUGGGUAAGAGAUCAUUUAUUGCCCCAUUAAGGGGGCCAUUUUGCUUACGCCAUAAUGCUGCACUCAUCCUGAUGCAACAAAGGGUGCAGUAGAAAAACAAAUGAUAAACAAAUAUAAAUAAGUAGGCAUUGCAAAAACACAAUGACAUGAAACAAACGGCAAUGAAAUGACGAUAGAAUAGUGACAACAGCAGCUUUUGGAUUGGUUCCCUGUAACCCUCCCUUUCAAUUUGAGUUCUGUAUGCCACCUGGUGCUACACCCUCUAAAUGUGAUGCCGAUUAAAGUUGGAGUACUUCUGAAGGGGGGAAAAAACUUGGAUUUUCUGAUGAACAAUUUACUUUGCUGGAGCUCCUACAGGAGGAAGACACGGUUCUCCUGAUUCAGCAGCAGCGCCUACACCAGGAUGCGAGUACCAGUUUGGUCCCACCAGAACCUCCGCCAAUUAAAGAGGAACCUGAGGAAAUGUGCAUUAGUCAGGAACGACAGCCGCUUGCACAGCAACGGGAGCCCAAAGCCUCGAAGUUGACUGGAACUUGUGAGAGAAGUGUCCAGUCUCAGUGUUUGAACCCUGACCAAACUGAAAGUGCAGACAAUAAAGAUCACCAAUCCAGCACCUCAAACAAAGACAUAUUAUCUGGAUCUGACGAGGAGAGUUCUGCAGCAUCAGCACAAAGCACUUACCACCAGCUCCAAUCUCACAACUGUCAUGUUAUAGCUGAGAGCCAAGAACACAUAACUUGUAGCCUCAAAAAUGCAACGCCAACUAGAUAUACUAAGUCAACACCAAAUAAGAAAAGCAACGACGAGACCACAACAUCAGCUACAAAUACAGAGGAAACGUCUCAUAAGAAAUGCAACGACGAGACCACAAUAUCAGCUACAAGUGCAGCAGAAACAUCUGAUAAGAAAAGCAACGACGAGACCACAAUAUCAACUACACGUACAGAGGAAACCUCUCAUAAGAAAAGCAGCGACAAGAACAAAUCAGCUACAAGUACUAAGCAAACAUCUAAUAAGAAAAGCAACGCAGACGACACAACAUCAGCUGCAGAUACUGAGCAAACAUCUGAUAAGAAAUGUGAUCAUGAGAACAUAGCAUCAACUUGUAAUACCAAGCUAACACCAAAUAAGAAACAUAACAAUGACAACCCAACAUCAAGUGGAAAUGGUGAACAAACACUGAAUAAGAAACAUAAUGAGAACAAAACGUCAAUCACAAGUUUUGAGACAACAUCCCACAAGAGUGGGGAUGGUAAUGCAAAAUCAAAUGGGGGCGGGCCCACAGAGCCAACAUUGAAUAAGAAAACAGAUAAUGGAAAAACAUUAGUAACUAGUGCUGAGCAAACACCACAUAGGAAAGAUAAAGAUGAGAGCACAACCUCAAAUGAGACACCAACAGGAAGUAAGAAAAGCCAAGAUGGGAGACCAACCUCGCCUGGAAGUGUUGCGCCAAGUAAGAAACGUAGUGAUGUGAAUAAAACGUCAACCAGAAGAACUGAGCUAACACCUACGAAUAAAUGCAACAAUAAAACCACAACAUCAACCAGUGGCGCCGAGCUAACUCUAAACGAGCAAUGCAAUAACCCAACAUCAAGCGGAAAUGGUGCACCAAAUACACCAAAUAAGAAAUGUAACAAUGAGAAGACAUCAGCUGAAAGAACUGAUGGGACAAUAACUUCUACUGGAUGGUUUGAGCCAACAGCAAAUAUGAAUUGUAACCCUAAGAACACAUCAGAAAAAAGUACUAAACCAACAACAAAAAAGAAACCCAGUGAUGGGAAAGUAAUGUCAGCUACAAGUACAAAGGUAACAUCAAAUAAAAAACAUAAUGAUGGGCGCUCAACAUCAACCAGUAACGACGAGUCACCACCAAAUAAGAGACAAAAUGAUGGGAGCGUAAUAUCAAACGGGAGUACUGACCCAACACCAAAUAAGAGACGCAAGGAUGUACGGACUACGAUGACCAGUGCAGCUACAACAUCAACCAGAAUAACAAGGCAAACACAAAGUGAGAAACAUAACAGUGAGAGCACAACAUCAAAUGCGAGUGCCGAACCAACACCAAAUAUGAAAGACGGGAGCACAUCAGGGGGUAGCAUCCAGGACGAUGACAACCCUUACAAGUGUGACAGGUGCGGCAAAGCGAUGACCAAUUUCAAAAACUACAAAUUCCACAUGAAAUCCCACACCGUCGAGAAGACUUUCAAAUGCGACACUUGUGGGAAAAUGUUCCGGGAGAGUUGGGACUUGAAUAAACACUUAAUGGUUCACGCCGCCGAGAAGCCUUUCAAAUGUACGGUGUGCGGCCGCGGGUUCUACCGGCAGUACAACCUCGACCUGCACAGUCGGGUGCACACAGGGGAAAAGCCGUACAAGUGCGACGCCUGCGAUAAAAGCUUCAGUUCGUGUGUAAACUUGAAGAAGCACGUGAGAGUUCACACGGGCGAGAAGCCCUACACCUGCGGCGACUGCGGGAAGGAGUUUGCCGAUUCCUCCUCCUUCAAAAAUCACCAGCGAGUGCAUACGGGGGAGAAACCCUUCAAGUGCACCUUUUGCAAGAAGACAUUUGCCGUCCGGACGACCUUGAAGCGGCACAGCAGGAUGCACACGGGGGAAAAGCCGUUUGUGUGCGACGUGUGUGACAAGGUGUUCGGUCACAGAUCAGACCUGAAAGGCCACAUCAGGAUGCACACUGGGGAGAAGCCUUACGAAUGCGGUACUUGCGAGGAGCAUUUCUCUGCCUGGUCCAAACUCGACAAACACAAGAGCGUGCAUGCACACGAGUGAAGCGCAAAGCUCCUCUGCUUAAAAACCUGUCUGCAAUGGAUACUCCACACUUCCGAUGAACAUAAAUGAAUUGCUAGUGGUAUUUUGAGUUGUCGUUUGAAUUUACCCAAUCAGCGUUGCAUUGCUUUAACAUUGUCGGAGCACAAAAUCUGUUUUUUAACAUUCAUAUGCCAAUUGUGACAAUUUCACACAAAUAUCUAACGGGAUAAGAUUAUGUAUUGACACUUUCGCCAGACGUACAACUGCAAGUGGCUCAUUUUAGUUUGUUUUGUUACGGUCUUAAUUUAAAUACAAUUCCCUUUUUAAGGCUCAGUGGGUAGCGUGGGUCGUCUUUUAAGGUUGGCGGUUCAAUCCCAAAUUGCUCCCUGGGUUUUAUUUUUUAAAUGAACUCAAAAUUAAUACUGUACGUCACCAUGUUGCCUUAUGAAAGCUUCAGUUUAAUUUAAGUCAAGUCUAUGUGUACGAAAAGUCUGAAUAAUGGAAUUCCUGUGGAAGAGAACUGGAUGAUCUACCUGCUUUUUAAAUCUGGAAAUCUGUUGCCUUUUUUCCAGAGGCAGUCUUGGAACGCUCUCUCUUAAUUUGUGGAGUAUAGUAGUUGUGAAUCAUCUAUAAAUAUUUUUGAACACUGGGGUUUGGAUUUGACUGACGCAUCAGAGAAGAAACAUUGUUUCUUUGUUGUCUUAAUGCCUUGACUAACAUGUAAUGAGUUUACAUUAGUGCACAAUGAAUCUGUAAAACACACUUAAAUCAAUGUAUUGUGGAUGUUUUUUCAAAUCACAUUUUUAUUUUUUUUCAAAUCACAUUUUCAAUAAAUGUUA